AUGGCCACUCCCGUCAAAACGACUACCAUUGGCGGUCCUCCAGUAACCGACAGCCCAGGUACUUGGCGUCACCCACGACUCGACGAGAUCGCCAGGCGUCGUAAUGCGACGACCUUCUCCGAGAAGAAUGUGCGCCAGAUCGCCUAUAAUGUCAUUGCGCUGCUAGGAUUCUGCUGUUUGCAGCUCUUAGCUAAGCUCAACAUUGGUUCUGAAGUUGUUCCUAGCUCUUUUAGGACAUACUUGAGCUGGGCAUGGUUCGUUCUCAACCUCGUACCAUUCAUCAACAUUGGCAUCGCGUGUCUGCCCUUGAUUCGACCGAAAGAUGAUCUCUCCGAUAUCCCUCUGACACCUGCUCAGCGCAAGCUGCUGGGCCUUGACCCCUCCUCAACCGCCCCGACCCCCGAUGCGAAGUUCAGCACACCUCCUCGAUACUCACGCACACCUUCCAUAGGUGGCUCUGUUGGAAGCCGAGGAAGCUAUAGCAGCUCACCUCUUUCUGGGCGAGGAAGUCCUCUCGUACAGGGAAUGGCUGGCUCACCGUUGGGCAGCCCUCUUUUCCAGAAGAGCGUCAACAGUUUCGGCAAUGGAAGAAGGUCUUCUUUUGGAUCAACGAGCCCAUUUGCGGCUAGCUCUUCUUCCAACCUCUUCUCAGAUCCUACUUCCCCUGGUUCCGCUGGGGGCAAGCGAACAAGUGUCGGGCUGAACAGCAAGUGGUUAUACGAGAAGGGACGGCGACCAUCAGGUAAUGCCUGGAACUUGUGA
Messenger RNA from Fusarium proliferatum ET1, 762 nucleotides. RefSeq lists its product as uncharacterized. The transcript has 2 exons. Lineage: Eukaryota; Fungi; Ascomycota; Sordariomycetes; Hypocreales; Nectriaceae. Gene Ontology annotation, biological process: protein import into nucleus; spindle pole body duplication. Bases 1 to 762 code for a protein of 253 amino acids. The record is from RefSeq and is a predicted model, not a curated record. Gene Ontology annotation, cellular component: nuclear pore transmembrane ring; nuclear outer membrane.